Molecule: messenger RNA, 1548 nt
Organism: Zymoseptoria tritici IPO323
Lineage: Eukaryota; Fungi; Ascomycota; Dothideomycetes; Mycosphaerellales; Mycosphaerellaceae
Product: peptidase M28
Exons: 1
Coding region: 1-1548 (515 amino acids)
Biological process (GO): proteolysis
Molecular function (GO): metalloexopeptidase activity; aminopeptidase activity
Source: RefSeq, a predicted model, not a curated record
AUGGCGGUCCUCAAGCAAGCCCUCCUGUCCUAUUCCCUCCUCUCCGCUACCGCCCUGACCUCCGCCCUCCCACCUCAGGCACCACUCCUCUCCACCUCUGCGGUCGUCGAAACCUCCUCCUCCAAGCUCCCGCUCGUCGACACCGAAUCCCUCCAAUCCGCCAUCAACAUCACCUCCCUCCUCUCCCGCGCUCAAACCCUCUACUCCCUCGCCCAACUCUCCUGGCACGACUACAACCACCCGACCCGCGUCAUCGGUUCCGCUGGCCACACUGCGACCUUGGAGUAUAUCUACUCUGAACUCGCGCAGUUGGGAGACUACUAUACCCUGAGUGAACAGCCGUUUCCGGCGUUCAGCGGGAAUGUUGUGGAGAGUAGAUUGGUGCUGGGCGAUGAGGUGGUUGUGAAUGCGAGUGCGAUGAGUUUGACGCCGGCGACGAAGGGGAGGGAACCGGUUUUCGCGGAGGUUGUGCUGGCUGAAGGAGAGGGCUGUGAAGAGAAAGACUUUGGCGAUGAGGUGCAGGGAAAGAUUGUGAUGGUCAAGAGAGGAAUUUGCCCAUUCGGCACCAAGUCCAAGAACGCGGGACGAGCUGGCGCCGUGGCAGCAGUGAUUUACAAUUCGGAGAAGGGACCGCUUGGUGGUACGCUGGGAAGUCCGGAUGGGGAUCAUGUUGCUACGUUUGGCAUUUCGAAGGAGGAGGCUGAGCCAUUUGUGAAGCGACUCGGGAAGGGCAAGUCCCUCGAUGGGAUUGCGUAUAUUGAUGCUACGGUUGAGACGAUCCACACGAGGAACAUCAUUGCUCAGACGGUUGGGGGAGAUACGGAGAACUGUGUCAUGCUAGGAGCACACUCCGACUCUGUCUCAGAAGGCCCUGGCAUCAACGAUGACGGAUCUGGAACAAUGUCGUUGCUCGAAGUCGCAACCCACCUCUCCCACUACCGAGUCAACAACUGCGUCCGCUUCGCCUGGUGGGCGGGCGAAGAAGAAGGCCUCUUGGGAUCAGACUUCUACGCCGCCAGCUUAUCCGCGGAAGAGAACAAGAAAAUCCGCAUGUUCAUGGACUACGACAUGAUGGCCUCCCCGAAUUUCGCCUACCAAAUCUACAACGCCACCAACGCCGCGAAUCCCACGGGCUCGGAGGAGCUACGGGACUUGUACGUCGGCUGGUACGAAGCGCAGGGGCUGAACUACACUUUCAUCCCAUUCGACGGGAGGUCUGACUACGAUGGUUUCAUCCGCGCCGGUAUCCCAGCUGGAGGCAUCGCGACGGGUGCGGAGGGCGUCAAGAGCAAGAAGGAGCAGAAGAUGUUUGGAGGUAAGAAAGGGGAUUGGUAUGAUCCUUGCUACCACCAGUUGUGUGAUGAUGUGGGCAAUGUGAAUCACACGGCGUGGGAGGUGAAUACGAAGUUGAUUGCGCACUCUGUUGCGACUUAUGCUGUGAGUUUGAAGGGGUUUCCGGAGAGAAAGGUUGGUGAUGCGGAGGUUGAGAGUUUUGUGGGAGAGUAUGAGAGGGAGACGAAGUAUCAUGGAGAUAAGCUCUUUAUCUAA